GGUUUAUGUCUUUAAACCCUAUUAAACCUUAGCUUUAAACAUAGUCUCUCUAAUCUAUGGUCAUAUUUAUAUACGUGUCGCCUUGUGUUAAUUCUGAUUUGUCCAGAUUGGAAUGAAUCUUUACUUAAUUUCUUUGUAUUACUGUAUUGUAUCUGCUUUUUUCUUAUUUGCGUAUUAAAUUUCGACAUAAAUAAUAAAUACUUUAAUUAAAAAGUGUUAAAAUACCACAAUCAUGCCUCCAUCUACGGACUGGGAUGAAAUUAAACGUUUAGCAGCUGAUUUUCAAAAAGCCCAGCUAAGUUCUACUACUCAAAGAUUGUCAGAAAGAAACUGUGUAGAGAUUGUCACAAAACUUAUUGAACUAAAACUAAUUGAUGUUAUAUUUACAACUGAUGGAAAAGAAUAUUUAACCUCACAACAACUAUUGAAAGAAAUAAAAGAUGAACUAUAUGUACAUGGUGGUCGCAUCAAUACAGUUGACCUCGCUAAAGAGCUGAAUGUAGACCUCAACCAAAUCAAUGCUAGUGUUGCCGAGAUUGUCAAAGGAAAAGAAGUUCAACUUGUUUCAGGUUAUUUAAUAGCUCAAUACUAUUUAGAAAAGAUUGCAAGAGAAAUUAAUGAAAAACUACAAUUACAAGGCCAGAUAACUGUAGGAGAAUUGACACUACAGUAUGAUUUACCAGCAGAAUUAUUACAGCAUAAUAUAUUAGAGAAAUAUUUAGGGAAAAUUAUCAUUGGAAAACAAGACUCCUCUGACCCUAGAAUAUUUUAUACUGAGGAAUACAUUACCCGAACAAAAGCAAAGAUCCGUGGGGCAUUGACAGGAUUAUUGAAGCCAACUCCUGUUACUGUAAUAAUCAAUCACUGCAACCUUGCAGACCGCUUGUUUAUGAACUUAUUUGACCAAAUCAAUGCACCUGGGGUUUUAACAGGACGUCAGGCAGGUGCACUUUAUGUGCCAUCGUGUUAUUCCAAAUCUCAAAAUGAUUGGGUCAUAAACUUUUUCAAACAAAAUAAUUAUCUUGAAUAUGAUGCUUUGUCACGUUUAGGAAUAUCUGAUCCAAAAGGUUAUGUGAAAAGAAUUUUGGUAAAUGAAGACCUUACUUUCCUUAGCAGUUGUGUAAUUGGUUCACAAAUAAAACUACAAUUAGACACAGCAUUGGAAGAUUGUAUUUUGUCUAAAAGCUAUAUGGAUGUUGUUUCAUUACUGCCUUCUGUGCUAUCUGAUAGUGAUAUCAUAAAUGUUCUUGAUGAAUUACUAAAAAAUAAUUCUAAAAGUACUAUAUUAUUUGAAAACACAGUUUUCAGCAACCAUUUCAUUGAAAAUCUGAAACAAAACUGUAUGCUAAUGGCUGAAAAGAAAGCAGAAGCUGUAGUAAAAUCAGGAAAAUAUCAACAGUUUUACUUGGAAAAGCAAAUUAAUAAGGCAACAGAGAUGUCACAAACAACAUAUAUUGACCAUAAAGCUGAGAGAAGAGAGGAACGUAGAAGAAAAGCUGCAUCAGGCAAAGGUGGUGGUGGUACUCAAGGUAGAGAAACUAAAACUAAAGCUGUUAAAAAACAUACAAAAUCCAAGCAAGCUGCUCAUGAUUCAGAUUCGGAUGAAUCACCUAAUAUGUCUAAAAAAAACAAAGCUGAUUUGGAAAUCAUCACUACUGAAGAUGUAGAAACAAUUAUCAAAGAAACAUUGGAAAAUGAAGGACUUGAUGAUCUAUUAACUCCAAUAUCUGAAUAUAUUCAAAGGAGCCUCAACCAAUCUGCUUUGGCGUUAGCCAAAGAAAUUGCUGAUAAACUUAUUCAGGACACCAGUCAAAACAGAAAACAAACCCAUAGUUUUGCUCAAGACAAAAUCAAUAUUUUAAUUAAUGACAUAAAACUAUAUGAGAAAGGCUUUAAGUUAAUGCCAUCUGAUCAGCAACCACAAUUCAUUAAAUACUUACUAAAAUCAUUGGGUGGUGAUAUUCUUGCUGAAUUCUGUAAAUAUGCAGGAAACCAAUGUAACCUUUCUGUUCAAGUUGAUACACUUACAAUUGAGCAGAGAAAUAAGAUCAUAAAUGACCUACCUGAUGAAUAUAAAAAGACCUUGGUUGCUUUAAAUGCUACUCUAUCUGAUCAAAAUAUGGAGUUGUUUUAUCAAGCUGUUGAUGUAUGUUUGUCGGAAUGUGGCAUGAUAUUGAAGAAAGUGGAUAAAAAGAAAGACAAGUUAUUAAUUCAAAAUCACAGAGAAAAGUUGAUAUCAGAGCUAGAAGUUUGUGAUGAGCCUGCAUUGUGUUUACAUAUUGCUGUUUUAGCAAUAUUUACUAUUUUAACUCAAAAUAUGUUACAUGCCUCAGGUAGGCAAGUUCCAAUAGUAAUAUCAUUUUUAAAGACACAAAUCAAAGAAGAGGACUUUCAAAGACUUCAGUAUUAUCAUGAGUUAGUUGCAAAAUUUUUGACAUCUUCUGCAGAAGAGAAAGUUGAUGUUGAAGAUAAACUUAAAGUGGAGUUACCUGCAUUAAAAAAUAUGGUUCAAGAAAUUAAAAAAUAUAAAUAACUAACAAAGUUAUAAGUAUUGUUACGUUUUUUUUUUAUUUGUUGUAUAAUUAAUAAAAUAAAUAUUCAUAUAA
Molecule: messenger RNA, 2606 nt
Organism: Galleria mellonella (greater wax moth)
Lineage: Eukaryota; Metazoa; Arthropoda; Insecta; Lepidoptera; Pyralidae
Gene: Ufl1
Product: E3 UFM1-protein ligase 1 homolog
Exons: 6
Coding region: 233-2533 (766 amino acids)
Biological process (GO): regulation of proteasomal ubiquitin-dependent protein catabolic process; response to endoplasmic reticulum stress; protein K69-linked ufmylation
Cellular component (GO): endoplasmic reticulum membrane
Molecular function (GO): UFM1 ligase activity
Source: RefSeq, a predicted model, not a curated record